AUGGUGCAUGGCACUGCUGCGGUGGCCCUUUCUCUUGAUUCCCCCUUUUUUUUUUUUUUUUUUUUUUUUUUUUUGAGACGGAGUCUCGCUCUGUCGCCCAGGCUGGAGUGCAGUGGCGCGAUCUUGGCUCACUGCAAGCUCCACCUCCAGGGUUCAUGCCAUUCUCCUGCCUCAGGCCUCCACCUCUCAGGUUCAAGCAAUUCUCCUGCCUCCACCUCUGUCUCCUGGGUUCAAGCAAACCUCUGUCUCCUGGAUUCAAGUGAUUCUCCUGCCUCAGCCUCCCGAGUAGCUGGGACUACAGGUAUGCGCAACCACGCCCAGCUAAUUUUUGUAUUUUUAGUAGAGAUGGGGUUUCAACAUGUUGGCCAGGCUGGUCUCGAACUCCUGACCUCAGGUUAUCUGCCCGCCUCAGCCUCCCAAAGUGCUGGGAUUACAGGCGUGAGACACCAUGCCCGGCCCUCAGUCUCUUUUAAGCAAGGAUCGGGGGAGUGA
Molecule: messenger RNA, 492 nt
Organism: Pongo pygmaeus (Bornean orangutan)
Lineage: Eukaryota; Metazoa; Chordata; Mammalia; Primates; Hominidae
Exons: 1
Coding region: 1-492 (163 amino acids)
Source: RefSeq, a predicted model, not a curated record